Messenger RNA from Paramecium primaurelia, 2467 nucleotides. The record is from the annotation of a GenBank genome assembly. NCBI's taxonomy places the organism in Eukaryota, Ciliophora, Oligohymenophorea, Peniculida, Parameciidae.
AUGAAUUGCACUUACCAUAUUCAAAAUUAAGUAUCAUUAAUAUGUACAGCUCCCCACAAAUGUUAAUGUUAAAGGAAACUGUGCGCUGAAUGCCAAUACUAGCAUAAAGUGGAUUUUAAAUAUACAAUUCCAAUUAAAAUAUUUCGAGAAAUGGCUAUCAAGAAAUUAUCAGAAUCACUACUUGAUCAGACAUCUGAAUUAACCAAAUAGAGAAUGUAUUUUAAAUAAGUACUAUCACAAACCGAAGGAAUGAUGAAAAAAAUUUGGGAAGAGUUCGCAGAAUCAAUAAAAUUAAUAUAUGAUUUGAUCGAACAGAAAAAUAAAUCUUACUUUGAUCUUUUGAAAGAAAACCAGAAUCUAUCGGAAUCCUCCUAUUCUGAUUUAGAAAAAUUAGUAUAAAUUGUAGAAGGAAAAACAUUAAAUGAUUGGACUGUUUAGCAGAAUUCUUACUUGAUCGAGUUGGAUAAGGCAAAGAGAUGGUGGUACUAAGAAGUUAUGACUUUUAUUGAAAAGUAGAAUGAAGGAAUGAAAAAAAAUUUAUCAUUAAUUAAGUAAGAGAUAAAAUUUAUACUAGGAUUAAUCCUUAUCCAAAAGAAGGCCAAGUUUAUUAAAGAAAAGAAGAUCUUUAUGAAAUUUUAGCCGGCAUACAGGAUAUUGAUGGAUCAAUUUUCAAUAUGAUUAUUGAAAUAAUGAGAAAAGAGAAAAUUUCAGAUCUCCUUGAAUUUCUUUCAAAGACAGACAAUUUAAAGUUUCACCAAUCAAAGAUUAAUAAUUAAGAUAAAAUAUUUGAUAUUACGAAUAAUUUGAGAAAUAUUUAGGAUCAUCAUUUUAGUAAAAAUGACUAUUCCCAGGAAAUUUAACAAGAGGAAAGAUAAGCUUUAACAAACAGGAUAGCAUAGAAUAGAGGGAUUAUUGAAUUUUUAAAAUUUUUAGUUCACCUUACAGCUUUCGAUUCAAAAUUUAUUUAAAGUGGAUCCAAUGCACUCAAUUUAUUAGUAGGUAUGAAGGUUGAUCUUUCAAGCUAAUGCUUUGAAAAUAUCAGAAUCAAAAAUACUUCUUUAAUAGGAGCUAAUUUAGUCAGAUGUAAUUUGAGUGGAUCUGAAUUUGAUAAUGUGGAGAUUAGUGGAGUUAAUUUAAAUGGAGCAGUAUUGUUGAAUUGUAAAUGGAAGAAAAUUAAAAUAAAUGAAUUGAAUAAAUUGGAUGGCCAUACUGGUGCUGUCUGGUCAGUCUGUAUCUCUCCUGAUGGAAAAAUAGUAGCAUCUGGAAGCUAUGAUAAGUCUAUCCGUUUAUGGGAUAUAAAGACAGGAUAAUAAAAAGCCAAAUUAGUUGGUCAUACUGGUACUGUCUGGUCAGUAUGCAUCUCUCCUGAUGGUAACACAUUAGCUUCUGGUAGCUAGGAUAAUUCUAUCCGUCUAUGGGAUUUUAAGACAGGACAGUAAAAAGGCUAAUUGAAUGGUCAUACAAGUACAGUCUUAUCUUUAUGCUUCUCUCCGGAUGGUACUACAUUAGCAUCAAGUAGUGGAGAUAACUCUAUCCGUUUAUGGGAUAUGAAGACAGGAUAAUAAAUAGCCAAACUAGAGGGCCAUUAUAGUACUGUUUACUCAGUAAGCUUCUCUCCUGAUGGUACUACUUUAGCAUCUGGUGGUUGGGAUAGCUCUAUCCGUUUGUGGGAUGUAAAGACAGGAUAAUAAAAAGCUAAAUUAGAUGGUCAUAUUAGUAUUGUCUACUCAGUAAGCUUCUCUCCUGAUGGUACUACUUUGGCAUCUAGUGGUUGGGACUGCUCUAUCCGUUUAUGGGAUAUGAAAACAGGAGAAUAAAUAGCCAAAAUAGAUGGCCAUACUAGGGAAGUUCUAUCAAUAUGUUUCUCUCCUGAUGGUACUUUAUUAGCAUCUUGUAGUGAUGAUAACUCAAUUCGUUUAUGGGAUUUCAAAACAAGAAAAUUUAAAACCGAAUUGGAGGGCCAUACUAGUUGGAUUCAAUCAGUGUGCUUUUCUCCUGAUGGUAAUUAAUUAGCAUCUGGUAGCAACGAUAACUCUAUCCGCUUAUGGGAUGUUUAGACAGAAAAAUAAAAAGCAGAAAUUGAUAGUCAUAAUAAUUGGUCAGUAUUUUACUCUCCUGAUGGUACUAUAAUAGCAUCGAGUAGCUAUGAUAAGUCUAUCCGUUUAUGGAAUGUCAGAACAGGAAUGGAAAUUCAGCCCUUCGAUAAUAGAUACUUAGAUAUUCUGGCAUAGUUUAAAUAACCGCUAUUAUAAAAAAAUUCUCUUCCAAAUGGUUGUAUUUACUUAAAUAUUAUUUAGUUAAAACUCAUAUUAAUACUCUCCUUAUAUCCUAAACAACAAUUUUUUAAGCAUAAGCAGCAUUAAUUCUCAAAGGUGAAUUCUUUAAUCAAUCAAGCAUUGAUUUAAGAUCCUUUUUUAAGCAAAAAGGAGGUUUCAUUUUGGAUGACUAAUUAGAAGUGUUGUAAUGA